This is a messenger RNA of Schistosoma turkestanicum, 1657 nucleotides long. The record is from the annotation of a GenBank genome assembly. NCBI's taxonomy places the organism in Eukaryota, Metazoa, Platyhelminthes, Trematoda, Strigeidida, Schistosomatidae.
CAACGAGCGCGGACAUUUCAGUCAAUUGCGAUGUUGAUUCCUAAUAAGCAAAUGACUGUUAAGGAAAGAAAACAUGAUUAUCUUUACGAUCCAUUGUACAGUCUUUCGAGCGCAGCUGACCAUAAACGCGUUAUGGCAAAAAAUCAAACAGACGUAUCUAAAUUGGAAAAGUUGUUUUCUUUUGACAAUCUGUUUUGUGAAAUACCUGUAUAUCGUUCUUAUAUGUAUCGCCUUAACCAGAACGAUCCUGUUCCUAUGUCUGUGUCUAGACAAUUUCGCCCUGUAGAUGUUUGCAAAGAGUUAGUCAAAAUUCAACUAAGAAAAGGUGAAGGUCCUAUGGACGGUCAUAUAUUUGAGGGUAUGGAUCGGUGGAAAUAUUUCACUUAUAGUACAUCAUCUCUCUGUCCAUACCCUUCAGGAGAUCCAAAAAGUCUAGAUAUUACGUUGAAUGCUUUAAGAGCAAAUCAAAAUAUUACACAAGAAGAGUUAACACCAAAACCACCUGUCUAUGUAUCACGUCAUGUACAAACAAUGUAUCGUGAUUCUGAGGCACAAACUGAUCCAUACUCUCCACCAUAUGUUAUCAUCAAUCCAGGUGAAAAUCCGGAAGUUUUAAAAUUAACUUCAUUCACUUAUGGACAUGGACUUCCGGCUGGUUUAUUUGAAGUUGAAAAAAUUGAACGUGAUAGGCAACGACGAGAAAUCGAAGAAAAUUUACCACCGUUUAGAGAAAUUGCAGAUAAUCCAGCACAAAUUGCCAAACGACGUAAAAUUUUGGAAAGUUUAGAAAAUCGUGAAUGGUACUAUAGAGAAAAAGAAGUUGAAGCGAUACAAGAAGUUCGGCUAACAGUAAUCACUCAACUUUUACGUAAACGUGAACAACGUAAAGAAGAAGAGAUAUCUAAACGAUUAGAUCAAAAUUGGAGAGAAUUAUGUGCACAAAAAGAUGCAAAAUGUAAAGCUAUAAAAUAUCGUUAUAUUGAAGGAUGUUAUCUCUGUCGUGUAACUUAUAUUAGAACAGGUGAACCAGAGAUUGGCUCUACUUAUAAACCAGUAUUUAAAGUAGUCUAUUAUCGUGGUAUACGUUUUCAUGCAUCAUCCAAUCAAAUCAGUAUGUUCACUGCUCCAUCAGAUCCAUCUUCCAUUGUAACAGUGUUGAGUAAAUCGCAUCAAUCACUUGUGGAUAUUAGUGUACUAGACAAUAAUACCGCGGAUAAUAAUGCCGCCAACAAUAUUCAAUCAGUUAUGAAAACUGCAGCUUCUGGUACAUUAUUAGAAGGAACAUAUGAAUGGUAUGAUCAUGAUUCUAUUAUAUGCACUUUACAUCAGCUUACUCGUAAAGAAAAUCAACCUCCAACAAGAAAACGUCGCUGUUUAGGUCCUGUAAUACCACAAUUAACUGUUACCUUCACAAUAAAAUUUAAAAUUGGCAAUAAAAAAGGUUGCCUUCAUAAUCGACUACUAUGGGAUUCGUAUGUUAUUCAUACUUUUGAUAAAUCCAGUGAAAAUGAAAGUACCACUGUGUUGGAAUUAACAAAUCAACAUUUUCCUCCUUGUCGUUUUGUUCGUGUACGAAAUUUCAUCCCAGAUAUGACAGUGUCACCACUUUAAAUAUUUUGAUUCAUACAUAUCUUCACUGUUCUAUAUAUAUAUAUAU